ACCACUACAUCGUUUGGGGUUGGGAAAAAAACCCUAGGGUGAUAACAGGAAGAUUGCAGCAUCGUGAACCAGUGCGACGUGUAUUGGCUUGGGUAUAGGUGCGUGUAAUUGUUUAUGUGUGUGUUCGUUUGGCGCCGGCAUUAGACGACGUCGGUAUUUAGUGUGGUGAAUCGUCGCAUACUCCCUGUAUUUGGUGAUUGAUCGUGCUUGAAGCAACUUCACUUCAGCUCAAGGCCAUCGGUGUAGAAUCUCAUCCAGAAACGCUCAGCAAUCUCACACUCCCUGUACAACAUGGCAACCGUUACGGAAGUUGGUGGCAUCUUGACCGGCAAGCUGCUGAUCGAGGGCAAAACGAAGCAGGUUUACGAUGUGCCGAGCAUGCCCGGCUUUUCGAUACUGCUUAACAAAGAUCGCAUCACGGCACACAACGGUGUCCGGGCGCAUGACCUUGAGGGCAAGGCGAAAAUCUCCAAUCAAACGAACGCGAAGGUAUUUACACUGCUGAAUCAGGCUGGCUUAAAGACGGCAUUCGUUCGCAUGAUUUCGGACAACGCGUUCCUGGCUCGUAAAUGCGAGAUGGUACCAAUCGAGUGGGUAACGCGGCGUCUCGCGACCGGUUCCUAUUUGAAGCGCAACCCGGGCGUGAAGGAGGGCUUCCGUUUCGCACCGGCCAAGGUCGAGACGUUCUUCAAGGAUGAUGCGAACGACGAUCCUCAGUGGAGCGAGGAGCAGAUCCUGUGUGCCGCUUUCAAGGUGAACGGUGUGACGAUCGGGCAGGAUGAGGUGGACAUCAUGCGCCAAACGACCGCACUGGUGUUCGAGGUGCUGGAGCGUGCCUGGGCCACCCGCGACUGUGCGUUGAUCGAUAUGAAGAUCGAGUUCGGAGUGGAUGCGGACGGCCAACUGCUGGUGGCGGAUGUCAUCGAUUCGGAUUCGUGGCGUCUGUGGCCGAGCGGAGACAAGCGUCUAAUGGUGGAUAAGCAGGUGUACCGCAAUCUCGCUAACGUGACGGCCGCCGAUCUGGACACGGUGAAGCGCAACUUCACCUGGGUGAGCGAUCAGCUGGACGCGAUGGUUGCCGUCAACAACCAUCUGGUGGUGGUGUUGAUGGGCAGCGCUUCGGACAAGGAGCAUUGCGAAAAGAUUGCGAAACACUGUACCGCGCUCGGACUUAACACGGAAUUGCGCGUAACGUCGGCCCACAAGGGUACGCAAACAACGCUGCACAUGGUCAGCGAGUACGAGAGUGUGUUGAGCGAGCUGGUGUUCAUUACCGUGGCAGGGCGGUCGAAUGGGCUCGGUCCGGUGCUGAGCGGCAACACCAACUAUCCGGUCAUCAACUGUCCGCCGGUCAAGCCGGACAACGUCAGCCAGGAUGUGUGGUCGAGCUUGAACCUACCGUCCGGGCUGGGAUGCGCGACGGUGCUGUAUCCGGAGGCAGCUGCCCUGCACGCCGCUCAAAUUCUUGGCAUGAAAAACUUCAUGAUCUGGAGCAAGCUGCGUGUAAAGCAGCUGGAUAACUACUCCAGCUUGAUUAUGGCCGAUAAAAAGAUGCGAGGAGUGCGUCAAAACUGAUUCGCUCGGAAUUCCUACGUAAAUGCAAGGGCUCAUGCGAAGAAAGAGUUUCCCAACUACUAUUAUUGCUUUAUGUGUAUCGUUUAAUGCAAUCCUAGAAUAAAUAACGUGUAAUGUUUGUUAUUAAAAAUUCA
Messenger RNA from Anopheles stephensi (Asian malaria mosquito), 1709 nucleotides. RefSeq names its product multifunctional protein ADE2 (gene Paics). The record is from RefSeq and is a predicted model, not a curated record. The transcript has 3 exons. Gene Ontology annotation, biological process: 'de novo' IMP biosynthetic process. Lineage: Eukaryota; Metazoa; Arthropoda; Insecta; Diptera; Culicidae. Gene Ontology annotation, molecular function: phosphoribosylaminoimidazolesuccinocarboxamide synthase activity. The coding region runs from base 292 to 1575 and encodes 427 amino acids.